Molecule: messenger RNA, 3736 nt
Organism: Gadus macrocephalus (Pacific cod)
Lineage: Eukaryota; Metazoa; Chordata; Actinopteri; Gadiformes; Gadidae
Gene: htr1d
Product: 5-hydroxytryptamine (serotonin) receptor 1D, G protein-coupled
Exons: 2
Coding region: 1748-2905 (385 amino acids)
Biological process (GO): vasoconstriction; chemical synaptic transmission; adenylate cyclase-activating adrenergic receptor signaling pathway
Cellular component (GO): plasma membrane
Molecular function (GO): G protein-coupled serotonin receptor activity
Source: RefSeq, a predicted model, not a curated record
UGACAACAGAAUGUCAGAGGACAGAUCGUGAUGAAACACAUCAGGCCGAAUCCAUUUGAUUGUUUUUGUCUAACAUGGGCUUUUAUAUUCAGUCUUGUAGCCUCUGCCUAUUCUACUUCUAUGUUUGGAUCCAAAUAUGUAAACUAGACAAAAACUAAGCUGAGGUGCGUAUUUCUGUAAUGCUUGGAGAUCGGUUGACCUUUGAUUUUGGUUCGUUUAUUUCCCCGUUUAAAUAGGUGGACUUCAAUAUGGACUAUUUUGAUUUAAAAAAUAAUGUACGCAACUCUCCGUGAAAUCGAAAAGAUCUGCAUGAGUGAGACUGACGUGUUCCCACUUUUCCACAGAAGCUGUGCGUAUUACCAACUGCAGCAUCGGGAAACAUUUUCCUCCCCCCGGCGGGACAAUAUAAUGUAUAACAUGGAAGCUCUGCCGGUAGACGUUGUCCACUUUUCCUUUAUCAAUGCUGACUAAAGUUGUGAUCCUGAUUCCUGACCAUAUGGCUGCGGCUGUGGCUCAGUCAGCCUCAUACUGAAAUCACUCCGGUCCACUUGAACCUGCGCGUCCGGGAAACACCACAGGACAAUGAACAUCUGAUCUGGAAGACCUUGGUAUUUACCCGGACUAAAAGAAGGACGUCAACUUUAGUUGGGAUACUGCUUUUACCUGGUUUCUACUUUAUGAAGAGCAACACCAUAGGAAAAAACAUCCACAAGAGAUAGGCUGGGAGGGGAUGCGUCAGAGGAAGUCGGAUGAAGUUCCGAAAUAAAUGCGGAUGAUCUGACCAGGGUAGCGUCCUCAUCCACUGGAAACCAAAGACGGACCUCCUUAUCGUCCCACCCAUCCGAGGGGAGGAGGACAAACCCACGCGUCCUAAGCAUCUCACAUGACCUAAACAUCUUCUCAGGCACAUUAGACACUUAAUACAGCUAGGAACCCCAACCAGGCUUCUCUGAUUAGAACCUGAUCGUAGGUUUUGAACCCCAACCAGGCUUCUCUGAUCAGAACAUGAUCGUAGGCUUUGAAGCCCAAACCUUCCCCGGUUCCCGGUUCGCGUGGGAGGGCCUGGCCUCUCGUCGUAACCCGGACCAUGAAGCCCCAGCGGCGGUCCUGCUGUAGGAGGACUUCCAGCCCCUGGCUUGAUGCUCUGUGGUGAGGAGAUCCACAACACAUUGUUCAUCUGUUUCGGUGAUCGUCAAGGUGGAUUGCAGCGCUCAACGCUGAGGGUUAUUGAAAAGGAGGAGCCCCGUGCAAUCUUUCAAUGCAUUCAGAGCUCUAAAGGUGUUGUUUCUGUCUGGCGGCCGCCGGGAGAUCAGAUAAGAAGAGCGCUGGGAAGAGAGAAGCAGCGCCUGCUGUUAGGACCUGCAUACAAAUGAAUCUCCAGCAAGCCUCAAGCAAGACUGCUGCACCGAAUCAAUACUGGUUAACCAAAGCGGACAAAAGAUCCAUUUCCAUUACGAUGCCGUAGAUUGUGGUUUGAAUUUUUAUAUGCAUAUAAAAAAAAUAUUGAUGUAAGAAAUUUCAAAAGGGGGGCACGGAGAUAAGGGGGCAUAUUAGAAUAUUAUCGCUGAAAACGGAGGGAACCCUGAAAUCGAAAAAGCUCCUUGUCAGAGCGCUGGCGUGUGCCACGAUGCAGUGCUCCUCGUUGCAAUGAAGGAAGAGCCCUUCAGUCGCUCCCUGUAAAGUCCCAGAAGAUGCUGAUGACACUCGUUUGAAACUGCUUCGGAGAUUUGUACAGGCACGAGGCGAGAUGGAGCUCGAUAACAGCUCGCUGGAACUUUACUUCGGCAACGGCACCGAAGGGUCUCCGGAGAACACCACCACAAACCUGCCUUGGGACGAUGCCACGCUGCUGGGCCUGCAGGUCUCCAUCUCCGCCCUCCUGGCCCUCCUCACCCUGGCCACCGUGCUGUCCAACGCGUUUGUCAUCGCCACCAUCUACCUGACCCGCAAGCUGCACACGCCGGCCAACUUCCUGAUCGGCUCGCUGGCCGUCACGGACCUGCUGGUGUCCAUCCUGGUCAUGCCCAUCAGCAUCGUGUACACCGUGAGCAAGACCUGGGCCCUGGGCCAGAUCCUGUGCGACAUCUGGCUCUCGUCGGACAUCACCUUCUGCACCGCCUCCAUCCUGCACCUGUGCGUGAUCGCCCUGGACCGCUACUGGGCCAUCACGCGCGCCCUGGAGUACUCCCAGCAGCGCACCAUGCGGCGGGCGGCCGUGAUGGUGGCGGUGGUGUGGGUCAUCUCCAUCUGCAUCUCCAUCCCGCCGCUGUUCUGGCGCCAGGCCAAGGCGCACGAGGAGCUGACGGAGUGCAUGGUGAACACGGACCAGAUCUCCUACACGCUGUACUCCACCUUCGGCGCCUUCUACGUGCCCACGGUGCUGCUGAUCAUCCUCUACGGACGCAUCUACGUGGCGGCGCGCUCCCGCAUCCUGAAGGCGCCGGCCAGCCGCGCCAAGCGCUUCACCACGGCGCAGCUCAUCCAGACCUCGGCCGGCUCCUCCCUCUGCUCCAUCAGCUCCGCCUCCAUCCAGGAGGCGCACCUCCGGUCGGCCGCCUCCGCCGCCGCCGGGGUCGGGGCGUCGCCGUCGGGCACCAACAGCGUGAAGGUGAAGCUGGCGGACAACCUGCUGGAGAGGAAGCGCCUGUGUGCGGCGAGGGAGAGGAAGGCCACCAAGACGCUGGGCGUGAUCCUGGGCGCCUUCAUCGUGUGCUGGCUGCCCUUCUUCGUGGGCACGCUGGUGCUGGCCGUGUGCACCCAGUGCUGGUUCCACCCCCUGCUGUUUGACGUGUUCACCUGGCUGGGGUACCUGAACUCCCUGAUCAACCCCGUCAUCUACACCAUGUUCAACGACGACUUCCAGCAGGCCUUCCACAAACUCAUGAAGUUCAGGAGGUGCUCUUGAAGAACUGCUUGUUUGCUUUUCUUGCUUCAUCUUUUGACACGGUUCAUGUGUUGGAUUCAACUGACUGACGGAAAGAGAAUAUAUGUAUUUUAAGAAAGGACAUCAAUGUGAGGCAAACUAUGGACAUGAGAGAUCUAUUUCUUUGAAAUAGCAAUUCUAUUAUAUUUGUAGAUAUAUGGAGAAUAGAAAAAGAUAUAUAUAUGAAUCUAUAUAUAUAUGAAGAUUUAUGGAGGAUAGAAAAAGAGCCUUAUGGACUACAGUAUGUUCCAUUUAAUGUAAUGCUAUUACUAAAAAAAGAUAAGAUCAGACAUAAAAGAUGAAAUAUAAAUAUACAUGACAGAAUGUGUUUUAGUGAGCUGUGCUUUUUUUGUUUGUAUGUACUUAAAUCUUAAAUCACAGAAACUGUACCGUAAUGUCCAGAAACGUCUUCAAACACAUUGUUGCAUGUGUGUCUGAAAAGACGCUUUCUUGAUAUUUCAUGAAAACACGAACUGGGGUAUUUUUAAUCCACAGAGAAAGGAUAAUUGUGAAAGAGAUUCCAUAAGAGAAGGACAGACUCCUCUUGUUGUGGAGAGCGGGAAUGAAAGCCAUGGAAUAUACACGACCACGUCCCAGAAUCACAGGAUAUUGUCCAUAUGAAGUUGCUGUGACACAGUAUGUAUUUUAAGAAGUCUAUGAAGUGUAAAUAUCUAAUUAUAUGAACUAUAACAGUGUGUGUGUGUGUGUGUGUGUGUGUGUGUGUGUGUGUGUGUGUGUGUGUGUGUGUGUGUGUGUGUGUGUGUGUGUGGGGGGGGGGGGGGGGGGGGGGUCAGUGUGUGUGCGUGUGUGUGU